AUGAAGGGUUUCAGACAGCGCGUGCAUGAGCAGCUCUCACGAGCUAAGGAUAGCAACAAGAUUUCAAAGAACAAGAACAAGGACCAGCCCUCCGGCACCGCUUCUCCUCACGGCGCCGCCGCCCAGUCGCCCGCCGGCACCCCCUCGUCCUCGACCCAGAACCUCGCAGAGACCCGCAAACCAUCAAAUGACGCCCAGUCAGCAACCCAACAGCAGCCAGCAAUGUCGCAGAACCAAUAUCUCCAGCAGCAACAGGGUGCUAACGGCACCCAAAGCCCAAACCGCUACAACCAGCAGGGUGUGAACCCGAGUGUCGUCAUCAGCCCGAGCGCUCCUCAUGUGCCUCCCCCUGGCGCCGCCGAAACCAUGCCGCAUGAUCUUGCUCCACCGAAAGCCGGCCAAAAGUCGCUGCUCUUCGACAGACUUCAGGCCACCCCCAAAGACACUGUGCCCGAGGGUGUCCGCACUCCCAAGCGUCAACAUUCUUCGAGAUUCGACAUCUCGGACCAGAGACAGCGCGAGCUGGAAAAGCUGCCCGGCUUCCACGAGGUCCCUCCCAAUAGGCGCCAGGAGCUCUUCAUGCAGAAACUCGACCAGUGCAACAUCAUCUUCGACUUUAACGACGCAAGCGCAGACAUGAAGUCUAAGGAAAUCAAGCGUCUGGCCCUCCACGAAUUGCUCGACUACGUCGCUCAGAACCGCCAGGUCAUCUCGGAGCCCAUGUACCCCAGGGUCGUCGAGAUGUUCAGCAAGAACUUGUUCCGUCCAAUUCCGCCUCCCAUGAACCCCCAGGGUGAUGCUUUCGACCCCGAAGAAGACGAGCCCGUCCUUGAAGUCGCCUGGCCCCAUAUUCAAGUCGUCUACGAGUUCUUCCUCCGUUUCAUAGAAAGUCCAGACUUCAACACAAACUUCGCAAAGCAAUACAUCGACCACAGCUUCGUUCUGGCACUACUCGACCUGUUCGACUCGGAAGACCCCCGCGAGCGUGACUUCCUCAAGACUACCCUUCACCGCAUCUAUGGUAAAUUCCUCAACCUGAGAUCAUUUAUCAGACGUUCCAUCAACAACGUCUUCUUCCAAUUCAUCUACGAGACUGAGCGCUUCAACGGAAUUGCUGAACUUCUUGAAAUACUUGGAUCCAUUAUUAACGGAUUUGCCUUGCCACUCAAGGAGGAACACAAGCUCUUCCUGACUCGCGUUCUCAUUCCUCUGCACAAAGUAAAGAGUCUGAGCAUGUACCACCCACAGCUCGCAUACUGUAUUGUACAGUUCCUGGAAAAGGAUGCCGCCUUGACUGAGGAAGUCGUGCUUGGUCUCUUGCGUUACUGGCCCAAGGUCAACAGCACCAAAGAAGUCAUGUUCUUGAACGAGGUGGAGGAUAUUUUCGAGGUUAUGGACCCCGCCGAGUUCGCAAAGGUCCAAGAAGCGUUGUUCAGUCAACUUGCCAAGUCCGUUGCUAGCCCACACUUCCAAGUCGCCGAACGCGCGCUAUACUUCUGGAACAAUGAAUACUUCUGUAAUCUCGUCAGCGACAAUGUCGAUGUCAUUCUGCCAAUCAUGUUUGCUCCUCUCUACGAGAACUCUAAGGGUCACUGGAACAGAACGAUCCACGGAAUGGUAUACAACGCCAUGAAACUGUUCAUGGAGGUUAACCCCCAGCUGUUUGAUGACUGUUCCCACGAUUACACUGAGCAACAAAACAACGCACCCGAGGUCAAGAGAGCCAGACAGGAGAAGUGGGACCGACUCGCUUCCCUCGCGCAGUCAAUGAAGAGCGGUCUUCCCCCAUCAACCGCUGUCAACACAAGUACUGUACAGAGCGCCACACCCGCGCGCACGGACGAUACGGAUCCACUGCGCCUGGAACAACUCAGACUACAGGACGACUCGGACAGGAGACCGAAAGAGUUUGAGAGACAGACCAGCUCGGUACGUUGA
Aureobasidium subglaciale EXF-2481 is the source of this 1938-nucleotide messenger RNA. RefSeq lists its product as uncharacterized. The coding region runs from base 1 to 1938 and encodes 645 amino acids. The transcript has 5 exons. Gene Ontology annotation, biological process: signal transduction. The record is from RefSeq and is a predicted model, not a curated record. Gene Ontology annotation, molecular function: protein phosphatase regulator activity. Gene Ontology annotation, cellular component: protein phosphatase type 2A complex. NCBI's taxonomy places the organism in Eukaryota, Fungi, Ascomycota, Dothideomycetes, Dothideales, Saccotheciaceae.